AUGCUUCCCAUGAAUUACAAUCCAGUUCCAAAUAAACCACUCGCCCCAAGCUAUGGUGUCAUGGAUUAUGCCCAGCCCGUUUAUUCACAAAAGGAGGUUGAUGAUUUGAAUUCCGAGAACAUGAAGCUUCAACAAGAGAUCGAUGGGUUACAAGAACAGAUUAAGAAACAGAAAGUCCAUCCCAUCAACUUUACACCACCCUCGAUCAAGUUAGAGAUCACUCCAAAGAUCUAUCGGUUUCGACACUUUGUUAUCAAAUUAACGAUCGACCCGAGUUUUGGGAUUCAAUACACGGGAGAAGAAGUGUUGCAAGCAAUCACCAAAGCCAAGAUCAAGCGUGAGAACGACACUUCAAAGACAAUUACAACGUGUUGGUGUUCGUCGAAUAAAGAAAUCAUCGAAGUCGCAACAUCCAAUCAAGCCACCAUUGGCCCUUAUAAAACAGAAGAAGGGUUGUCUUAUGUAUUGGACCAAUGUAGAAGUCAUUGCACCAGCUCUCGUGAUCAUCACCAUGGAAGGUUGGUGUUAGUCAUCGACCAAUUACCAGGACUCCCCCCUCUUGUCUCAAAUGGCUUUGAAUUGUGUGCGCGAGUCAAAGGAAGUCUUCCAGAAGAAGUCAACCCAUUCACUAAAGAACAAUUGAUUCAACCAACUCCAAAUGUUAGAGAGAAGCAUCGUGUAGAUCUCCAAUAUGAUUCCGUCGAUUUGUUAUUCUCUGCUGUCUUUGUGUUCUCAACAGCUUUUCCUACACAACAAGAGUCUAAUCACGCUAUUGGACAAGUUAUCAUUUUCUUGAAAAGCACAGAAGGCUUUGUCAAUUGCUUUAAUGUCGAUUCGUGUGGAAUGUAUGUCGUUUACUGUUAUUACUCGACUUACUUACUCAGUUGUAACGCAUCGGUAUUGAUUAAAGCUUAUCUCAGUAACGAAAGACCAAACUUCUUGAACAAAGAUAUCCACCUCUCUGGAGAAGUAAGACUUCUCGCAGUCAGUCUGUAA
Entamoeba invadens IP1 is the source of this 996-nucleotide messenger RNA. RefSeq lists its product as hypothetical. The transcript has a single exon. The coding region runs from base 1 to 996 and encodes 331 amino acids. NCBI's taxonomy places the organism in Eukaryota, Evosea, Mastigamoebida, Endamoebidae. The record is from RefSeq and is a predicted model, not a curated record.